This is a messenger RNA of Solenopsis invicta (red fire ant), 2572 nucleotides long. RefSeq lists its product as uncharacterized. Bases 531 to 2423 code for a protein of 630 amino acids. The record is from RefSeq and is a predicted model, not a curated record. The transcript has 2 exons. Lineage: Eukaryota; Metazoa; Arthropoda; Insecta; Hymenoptera; Formicidae.
CGACGUUGUCGCGCGACUGGCCGAGACUCGCGGCGCCGCGGAUACGACGGUGGUCGCCGUUGCGCGUCGAGCUCCGCAACGACAAGAACUGCGUUGUUGCGUUUGCGUCGCAACCGUGACCGAAACGCAAGCCUCCUCGCAGGCAGGAACCUUCGUUCGGCGACAGCGGCGGCGGCGGCGUGCAAGUACAGCGUCGAACGGCGAACGGCCCACUGACUGACCGAGUCCCCACUGGCCGCUGGCAAAAUGGCCGAUGACCGUGGCGCGGCUCCUUCGAAAGGGAUCCCGGCGCGCGAAAUCGAGACUGGUAAGGACGGACUUGGUGAAGCGUGCCGCCGCCGUUCCUCUCCUCUCUGCGUACGCUCGCACCUGGUUAGCGCGCCUGGAUCCGGAACGAUGGGCGCGUGUUGACCGGCGGGCGCUACGUUUCGCCUCGCAGCAGUCGCAAGCAGUCAGCGGACGUCGUCGCGCGCGCCCACCGUCGCCGUAUGCGGUAAUUGCGAUCUAUUCGGAAUCAAAGAACUGCUGAGAUGAGUGACAAAAAGACCAUUCAAAAAUUUGCUGAAGAGAUUAGAAAACAAGAUCUUGGGUCUCAUCCAGGCAUUCCCUUACAAAGUAUUGAGAUGAAAAUUGCAAAGGAAACAUUGGAACCAAUAGCUGGAGGAAUUCAACAAAUUUAUCAUCCUGAAUACAACCAUGGCUAUGCCGCGUAUAAAGGGCCGUAUGCAUACAUCUCUAGACAAUCGCUUGUUUUGUCUCAGAAAGAGAAACAAGAAAAUAUAGAUGAAUACAUGAACAGUAAGUUAAGGGAGACAAAAAUUGCUGAAGAAUUUAAAAAACAAGAUCUUGGGCCUCCCCCAGGCAUUCCCUUACAAAGUAUUGAGAUGGAAAUUGCAAAGAAAACAUUGGAACCAAUGGCUGGAGGAAUUCAACAAAUUUAUGACUCUAAAGACAACUCUGACUCUGCCGCGUAUAAAGGGCCGUAUGCAUCUACACAAACGCUUGUUUUGCCUCAGAAAGAGAAACAAGAAAAUAUAGAUGAAUACAUGAACAGUAAGUUAAGGGAGACAAAAAUUGCUGAAGAAUUUAAAAAACAAGAUCUUGGGCCUCCCCCAGGCAUCCCCUUACAAAGUAUUGAGAUGGAAAUUGCAAAGAAAACAUUGGAACCAAUGGCUGGAGGAAUUCAACAAAUUUAUGACUCUAAAGACAAUUAUGACUAUGCCGCAUAUAAAGGGCCGUAUGCAUCUACACAAACGCUUGUUUUGCCUCAGAAAGAGAAACAAGAAAAUAUAGAUAAAUACAUGAACAGUUCCUUAAGGGAGACAAAAAUUUCUGAGAAGCUUAGAAAACAAGGUCUUAGGCCUCCCCCAGGUAUUCCCUUAAAAAGUGCUGAGGUAGAAAUUACAAAAGUAACAUUGGAACAAAUGGCUGGAGGAAUUCAACAAAUUUAUGACCCUGAAGACGACAAUAAUUAUGCAUAUCAAGGUUCGUAUGUAUCUAGACAAUCGCUUGUUUUUCCUUCGAAAGAGAAACAAGAAAAUAUAGAUGAAUACAUGAACAGUUUAUUAAGGGAGAUACCUGCCACGAUUGCUACUGGAUCUCUUCGAAACUGGAUUGAAAUGUUAAGAAGGCUAUCGGAAACCUGUCAAUAUCCAGAUCAUCGAUCAUUUUGGCAGAUUCGAUUUCUUGAUAUUAAUGCAUUACUGAAUUUAAAAUGUAACCAGAGAGUUGUGGAAAUUCUGGAAAUGUUAUCGAAAGAUGUAAUGAAAGCUCAAGGAUAUUUGGAUGGAUACUUUAAGGCUAUUGAAGAUCAGAAACAUAGAGAGAAACAAAAAACAGUAGAUGAUCUUGAGAAAUUACUUAACGCUCAAAAUGCUUCACAUUUAAUGUUAUUAAGAGAAACCUCUACACAUCAAAAGGAAACUAUUCAAUUUCUUAAUCAGAUUAAAACAGCUUCAAAUAUAAUUGCUGACUUUCGAUCUGUUAUUGCUCAACUUCAAUUACAAACAAAUAGACUUGAAAUUUUAUCAAGAACUCCGACGUCUCCGGCUACCAAUGCUGCUGCAAGUGUUGCAUCAACCCCUUCCACGCCUCGUUCCACAUUGGUUUAUGAAUUAUCUGAGGAUGGAAUUUAUUUCAAUGCUUAUGCUCAAAUUGAAAUUUCUGAUGGAUAUUUAACUUAUGUCACCCCAAAAAUGCCAACUUGCACAUUUCUUAAUAGAAUGUUGGAAUGGCCAAUAGCAGGAUGGAAAUUAGUACUAAAUUUAGAUCUACCUAAGCUUAUCAAGAGAAUCGCUUCGAAACAAAAUGAGUUUGAAGAAAUUGCACGUUUUACAACAGGAGAAGGACCUCAAUUGACAAGAUUAUUGGAUGGAAUUCCCAGGAAACAAUACCAAUGGCUUCGAAAGGCAUCUUCUUCCUAAUCUUUCUAUAUGUAUUAAAUAAUUGUUUUAAAAUGUUUUACCUCAUGCUAAAUGUAAGAUGAGUUGCCAAAGCAUAUAAUCUACUUUUCUAUAUUUUGUAAGAGUUUAAAAUAAAUACGUACAAUAUUAAAAAUAAAUAAAAAAAAAUA